AUGGCAACUCACUCUCAAAAUAUCCUCCUCCUUCCCUUGCUAGUGGUCAUCCUUCUAGUCCUCCCCAACGGCGGUGCAGCGGCCUCACGCAAACCAGCGUUCCUGGGCAGCUACGAGCCUAUCGAGAACCCCCAGGAUGCCCACAUCCAGGCUCUCGCCAAGUUCGCCGUUAGGCGGCACAAUAAAGACUCUGGUGAGACGCUGGUCUUGACUCGCGUCCUUGGUGGGCAGCAACAGGUCGUGAAGGGAAUGAACUACCGACUGGUGAUUGGCGCCGAGGGGUACAGUGGUGCGGAAGACCUCUAUUUGGCCGUUGUGUACGAGAUGGGUUGGAAAAACUACCGGGAGCUCACGGCCUUCGGCCUCAUCGCGUAG
This is a messenger RNA of Spirodela intermedia, 375 nucleotides long. NCBI's taxonomy places the organism in Eukaryota, Viridiplantae, Streptophyta, Magnoliopsida, Alismatales, Araceae. The record is from the annotation of a GenBank genome assembly.